GUUCUUGAACCGAGCGCACAGAUCGCCGAUCGAAGUAGCUGUUAGUGAGCUGGCGGCAAUCAACAACAACAACAAAACGCAAGAACGCAGAAGGAAGUUCGUCCGGCUACUGCCACUGCCAUUCAAGAUGGCUAAGAACUCGACUUUGCCAGACUCUAGGGCGGAACUCGCAGAACUCGUCAAGCGGAAAGCGGAGAUCGCGGAAACGCUGGCAAAUCUUGAACGGCAAAUUUAUGCAUUUGAGGGAAGUUAUCUCGAAGAUACGCAGUUGUACGGGAACAUUAUCCGGGGAUGGGACCGGUAUCUUGGAGGAGGUAGCGGGACUCAGCGGCCGACGAAUUCAAAAGCGGACAAACGAAACAGGAAGUUUAAGGAUGCUGAGCGACUUUUCUCAAAGUCGUCCAUUACUUCAAGCGCGGCGGUCUCAGGCUUGGUGGACGGAGGGGGCGAUACAGCAGAUGAUCUUGAUCCCGCAGGGGCUACACAUAGCGAGGGAGAAGAAAACGGCGGUAGUGGAGAUCGUAGCGGUGCUAUCGGUGGUGGUGCUGGAGGGGGAGGGGGCGGAAAUGCUUCAUCUGCUUCGUCGUUUACUUCGUCAUCAUCAAACUGUUCAACAACAGCCGGUCUUAACGGAGGCCAUUCACCUCCACACCCUCCAGCCUCGCUCGGCGGAGGAGGAGGAAGCCAUAAAUCUCAUAAUGCGCAUGGCGGACCUCCAGUUAAGAAACAAAAAACUGCUCAAAAAAAGCUCAAAAGCAGCGGCAUAGUAUCUAGUGGUAGUAGCAGCGGUCGCACGAAUAAUAACUCUGGUGCAGGAAACGUCAGAAGUAGAAGCGGAAGCUCGAAAGGCCAGCGGCGAUGACUGAGACGAUCUCCUAAUUAUAACUAAUAUCGAUGUGAUACAAUAAACUAUGAUAAUGACUAUAGAUAUAUAUAAUAUAGCUCUACCGCUAUUAUCGCCAGCACAAUUAAUAAUUUCAACAGCUGUAUUUUAAAACUUAUAUGUGUACAAUUUCCAUUAUAUGUGUAUGAUUUCCUGUAUGGACUUACGGGUACGUGAAAAUUUAUCACGCCCAAUGUGGAUAUAAAUAAUGUGGCGCAUUAAUAGGGCAGAGAAAUAAUAGUAUCUGUAUGAACGUACAGACGGUACAAUAACAAUAUGUGUAUGAGGCGAAUGGAUUAAAGAAACGAAACUAAUAAACAGUUUUAAGGAAGAUGCAGAGUUAAGAACGUGUAUUCGGUCACUGUACCAAAACAGAUAAAAUAAGCCAGUUCUUUUAAUGAAUUCAACGUUAUUCGCAGGUAUUAUCGGCAAACAUGUUUCAUUUUACACAAUUUUAGCCAAGUAGUUGCCUAUGGAAGUAACUUGAGUUAUUAAUGGUCAAAUGGCCGCGCUUCCACAACAAAGGCAAGCACAUGUAGACUAUAGCGUGUAGAUAUGUGCUCUAGAGAUUUUAAGACAAAAACAUCAAGGUGACGUAGAUAAUGCGGGAUAAGUUGGUAACAUCAUAGUAAGUGGUACGUUAAACAAUGGAUGGAUUAAAUAGAUCCGUAUGUCUUAAUAAAGUUGGUGUAUUUUCUCUCUGAUAAAUUUAAACGCCACUUCUCAAACUCACUGUUCUGAAUCACAGAAGACGAUAAAUACGGAUACAUUUAUUAACAAUGAUUAAUUACGUAUCUAUAGGAGAAUGCGAGUAUUGAAGUUUCAUUACUUUUCUUAGAAGUAGUGCUGCGCAGUUCAUUAAAUUUUAAAUAUAGUACAAUAAAUAUUAAGUGCAAAAUGAAUAUACUGUACUAUGGUGCUCAACAUAAAAAAACUCAGUGUGAGUUAAGCGUAAUACAACUUGAAAUAUUCCCAAUUUUCAAGGGUUGAAACCUUUUGGCGGCAAUACCAUGCAACGAGGCUGUGGCAUUGGGGUUUUAGUUUUCAAUAGACAGGAUUAUACUUAAAUGCGGGAAAGAAAAAUGCACCUGCAGGAACGGUAAAAGUAAGUUUAAAUGGAGGCAGCAUUGAAAAAUAUUUCAAUUAAUAGCUCGACGAUUACUGGAAUAUAAGUACGAUUAUGCUGCUACAACAUUGAUGAUUCGAGUGCCCGUACGCGUUUAUGUACAAGCCACGCGCUAUUCAGAAUUCAUUAUUAUCAUUGACUAGUGCUUGAUUAUGUAUGCUUUUAUUUUAUCGAGCGUAGUUUAUUUACUUAAUACGUAACCUAUGCAGUCAAGGCUCUGAGCCAUUAAAGCACAAAGGCUAAACAUCAGUUUUCAGCAAAGAGUAAUUACCUAGAUAGAUAUACCACAUAAGAUGUCCUUAUGACGUCUGCAAUUCUAUUUGCAUUAACUGUCACAGUCAGAAACGAAUGAAUUAA
Molecule: messenger RNA, 2366 nt
Organism: Varroa destructor (honeybee mite)
Lineage: Eukaryota; Metazoa; Arthropoda; Arachnida; Mesostigmata; Varroidae
Cellular component (GO): histone acetyltransferase complex
Source: RefSeq, a predicted model, not a curated record